Molecule: messenger RNA, 2772 nt
Organism: Symbiodinium natans
Lineage: Eukaryota; Dinophyceae; Suessiales; Symbiodiniaceae
Source: the annotation of a GenBank genome assembly
AUGGCAGCAGAGAGGGCGCAAAGCGCAGAUCAGACCUUUGACGCUGGACGCUUUGGUCGCUGGCUGCGCAUGAUGUUAGUUUCUUUCUACACGGACGAGGAAGCGGCUGUGGCCGACGCAUUGUGCGCAGAGUCAUGGCAUCAGGAUGGCAUUGCACGACGGUCCACCACCAUGUCCGGAGGAGGCUAUACAAAUGGCAGUGCCGCGUCAAGGCGCCAGUACGACCAUCCCAUUGUCAUUCUCGGUGGGGGUAUGGGCGGCCUCAUGACAGCCGUCGACUUUCUCAGGCAAGACCGCAAGGACUUUAUCAUCCUGGAGCGUUACGAGGCCUUCGGUGGAACAACAUGGAGGGAUGUGGCCAACGAAACCACGAAGCUGCAGACUGAGAAGGGAACCUAUGUCCCGGAGUAUCUGGACCCAGAAGUGCACGCGGACGAGGAGCAGAAAACCUGGCCUUCGCGCGACAGUAUCCUGGACAUGUGCGUUGCCUGUGCAGAGAAGCAUGGGCUGGAGGACAAAGCCAAGUUCGGCACCUCCCUUGAGAAGGUGGAGGUGAAGGGCGACCUCCUGGCUGGUGGGCAUAUUGAGUUGAGCCUAACGACCGAAGACGCGUCGGAGACCCUCAAGUGCUCGGCCUUGAUUUCCUGCCCAGGUGUUUUCUACAAUCCCAUUGACUUGAAGUGGCCUGGUCGUGAGGACUUUGGCGGCUACAUCACCCACGGCUCCUACGACGGCAUAAACUACGACAAGCUGAAGGACGCGAGUGUAUGCAUUGUGGGUCACGGCGGCUUCACCAUCGAGAAUGUGCGCACGUGCGUGGAGCGGAAGUCCAAGAAGGUCUACGUCGUUUGCCGGCAUCGCCACCUGGCCGGCCCGAAGAUGGUCUCUUGGAUGGUCAGCGGCGCUGCCGUUCCGAUCCCGGGGCCCUUCAUCGUCGAAGCCUUCCAGAAGAUGUACGAUCUCCUGGGAGUGGACGUAUGGAGCCACCCAGUUGUCAACGCCAACGCGGACCGAUCGAGCGCCGUCCUGACGCAGACGACCACGUUCGGCGUGACGGAUAUCUAUUUCCUUGCCUGCUACUACAAGGUGUGCGAGGUGAUCCAUGGUGAGAUUGAUAAGCUCAGCAAAGGCAAGGUCCACCUCAAGGACGGCAAGGAGAUAGAGUGCAACGUGAUCAUGAAAUGUUUGGGAAGCCAUGGGGCGACAGAUUUUGACGACAUCAUCGGCUUCAAGUUUUAUCAGGGCUGGUGGGUCAACGGUGAAGCCUUGAUGCCGGUCAUGGCUCCAGCCAAAGGUGUGCAAGCCAAGAACUUUGCCGGCUUCAGUUUGGCGCCGGGCUAUGCUGGGCAGAUCAUCACGAACCGCUACUUCAUCGAUCACCCGGAGAAGUUCGUAGGCGUGAGGGAUUGGCUGCCCAAGACGACUCGGGACGACCACUACGAGUGCAACUACAUCUACAAGGGCGCCCAUGUGCUGGCGACCAUGGUCCUUCUGCAGACCCAAUUCCCUGAUCUCGCCGCAGAGCUGGCCGAAGCCGACAAGCUCAAGGCGUACAAGCACAUGAAGGCCCAUCCUCUGGACAAGCAUCUGAGCGAGUGCCUGGCUGAAUGGAAGAUGUACAUCAAGAUGAUGAAGGACAAUGGACAGAUUCCUGCAGAUGCAGAGGAAAUUGAAUAUCCUUACAACGAGGAGAUGAUCAUGGAGAUGGACGGCAGAUACAAGGCGGCACUCACGGCCGAAUGGGAGAAGAUGAUGUCCAAGAAGGCCAAGGCAGGCUGCACCAGCUACGAGCUUGUGCAUGCCUUAGCCCGAGCUGGUUCCGCGAGCUCUGUGAAAGAGUCCGUUGGAUACCGUAGGAUUUUAGAGUUCCCUGCUUGGAGGUACCGGCAACAGGCCAAGAUGAAGGACGUCACCCUUGCGCGGCCGGAUCGGCAGGUGCGGCAGGUGCUGGAAAGAAGGCUUGUUCCCGACUGCAUCGUUGACAGAUGUGCUGAGGGUACAGGAGACAAAUUGCAGACAUUCUACCGUAUUUCGCCCGUCGCCGUUGCAGUGGCGGCCAAAAGGUUUCAGCUGCUGGAGGCAUCGCUUUCUGCCAAAGUCGAAGAGCAGUACAUUUGCAGCAAGUGCAAUCGCCUGUAUGACACGCUGAAGGCGAUGUCAGCAUCCUUCACCUGCGAGUGUGGGCAGGCCCUGGCUUCGACGGCCGAGGAAUCCGAGGCCCGGCGUGACCGGCUCCAACGUUUCCAUGUGCAAUGCAAAGACUUGCUGCAACUGACACAAGAGCUCGAGAAUCUACCUGGACCACAGUUCGAGCACCCACCAAAGGUGAAAAAGCCGCGUGGUGCAGCGAAACAGGCUGCCAAGGCGAAGACCGCUCCAGUGGCUCCCAAAAAUCCGACCUCUCAGCCAGAACCUCUUGGUGAUCCCCCGGCGAAUCCGCCGACACAGGACUUGGAAGCCGCGCCGCAGUCAGGCACCGCAGCAGACGCGUCGGAGAUCUCCAAGACCCUGGAGGAGGAAGUCUGCAGUGUGCAAAGCAAGCGAACACGGGCAUCGCUCGAGGAUCGUCUCCGGGGCGCCCAGCAGAGUCAGCCCGAAAAAGUGGAGGAGGAUGCGAUCGUGUUCGUUCGGGGGCAGCCGCUUCCCCUCUCGCGGGUCCUUGGCGAUGACGAUCUCCAGGAGCAGAUGACAGAUCAGGAGUACCAGAGCUUCUACGACGUCGAUCGGGACUUGCAGCACCGAAAGUUGCGGAGCCUGCUGUCAUACAGGUGA